This is a messenger RNA of Aspergillus sclerotioniger CBS 115572, 411 nucleotides long. RefSeq lists its product as uncharacterized. Lineage: Eukaryota; Fungi; Ascomycota; Eurotiomycetes; Eurotiales; Aspergillaceae. The transcript is spliced from 3 exons. Bases 1 to 411 code for a protein of 136 amino acids. The record is from RefSeq and is a predicted model, not a curated record.
AUGGCCACCGACCUAGACGGGGAUUCCCAAAUGGCUUCUUCUCCUGAAUCCUCUCAUGCACUCUCCGAAGACUCCCAUCCCGGCACCCGCACCCGCACCCCCACCAACAAGCUCUCCAACACUCGUCCCCCGUUCGGGGGCUCGGAACUCUCCCCGCCCGGCUCACAGACUCAGACCAACACGGUGGGCGGGCAGGGAACGAGCUUUGGUCCGUCGGGGCCUAUCGACUCCCCCUUGGCUACGCAGACACAGCAGGCGGAUCAGCAAACGGCCCCGGGCGCGUCGUGGAUGAAUAAGCGCGCGGAGGAGGAAUAUCAACGCGCCAUGGAGUAUGUGAUUGACCAGGACUUCAACUUGGAUGAGUUCGGGGAUCCAUUCGAUGAGCGUGAUGUGGAGGAGCAGCUGUUCUAG